CGGACCGUCCUCACGCGCAACGAACCCUCGGCCCGGAGGAAUAUUGAAUAGCUAUUAUCAGUACGGGAAUGCGAGUCUGACAUCCUAACUUAAACGCAAGAUUGCUGAGUGGAAUCUGUGAGGGUCUGCAGACAACAGAAGUGUGUAGUGUGUGUCCGUUGAAAAGACCGCUUCCCCUCUGCUGAUAAUGAAGCACCAUUUCCACAUGAGGAGGCAUUGACUCCGGCGCAACCCUGUCGCGCCCACAGCGCCCCCUCUCGGCCCGGACGGCCCACCAUGCCCCGGCCAUGAAGGGCUACCAGGUGAGUCGCAGUUUGUCGCAACACUCCUCUGGGCCUUGCUACUGCAUGCCUGAGGACUGUGACACUGCACGGGACUAUAUGCACCACCCCGACCACUACCAGGGGCACAAUGACCACCCUUACUACCCGCCUGGUGGCCCCCCUGAACCACUGGCCAUGGUCCCAUCUGGUGGAGGCACUUUCCCUCGGUCACACCCCAGUCAGCCACAACCCUAUGACUCCACCUGUGAAGAGUGUGUAUCCUCUGCAGGGCAUGGGCAUAGUCAUGGGGCAAAGAUGCACCGUAUCCCACCAAACCUUCUGGAUCAUUUCGAGAAACAGUUGCCCUUUCAUCCAGAUGGCUUCCACACCCUGCAGUACCAACGCACAGCCAGUGGGGAACAACGCAGUGAGAGUCCGAGUCGUAUAAGGCAUCUGGUGAACUCUGUCCAGCGCCUCUUUGCUAAGUCACAUUCACUAGAGGCCCCCUCUAAACGAGAGUUUAAUGGAACCCGUGGGGGAGAGUACCGGGACAGAGAUAAAGGGCACCGAAGUGGUGGUGAGGAAAGCAGUGGACAUCAUUAUUCAGGAACGCACCAAUCUCGUUCAGCCCGUCGGAACAAAAGCCGAGAACGAAGCAAGAGUGGAGACUCCCGCCACGAGUCUCGAAGCUCCCGCCACCGGAGCAAAACAGCUGGAUGGUGGAGCUCCGAUGACAACCUGGACAGUGACAGCAGCUUUCUGGUCGGUGCAGGUAGAGGAGGACGUGGAUAUCCCACCGGGCAUGAGACCCUGGAUGCUGCCAUCCAGGAGCUUACCUUGAGGAAAUCUAAGGGGCCACCUCCAGGAGAGUGCCUGGCUUGCACCAACAUAGCCAUGACAGGAGACAGUGGACACUCUCUGAAAAGGAGCACGUGGUCGGCCAUGACAGUCAGUCAGGCUAGAGAGGUCUAUCCAUCUUCCCGUGGAGGAGGAGGUGGAGGUGCAUAUGAAAAGGCAUUGGUUCCUCUAGAACCCAAAAUGAAGGAACGAUCACUCCACUAUCUGCAGGUUCCCUCAGAUGACUGGUGUGGUGGUGGGCCAUCUGACAGUGGUGGGGAGAUCCCUUGCAGACGUAUGCGCAGUGGCAGCUACAUCAAGGCUAUGGGGGACGACGACAGCGCUGACUCAGACUCCAGCCCCAAAGCCUCACCCAAAUCAGCCCUUAUUGCCCAGAGAGAAGCCUUCCGCCGCUCCGUCAGCAUGGACCAGCGCUCUUCCACCACAUCUAAGUACUCAUGUAAACAGUGUACAGACAUCUACCCAAACAGUCGAACCACACCUAAAGGCCACGCUCGCUCUCGUAGCGCCACACGCUCUCUGACCAGCGCUCAGCUGAGUGAAAGUCUGAAUCUGUUUGGAGAAAUGGAAUCACAGGCUGUCGAGGCACUGGACCUACCCGGAUGCUUCCGCACCCGCAGUCACAGCUACGUUCGGGCUAUCCAAGCCGGCUGCUCCCAGGACGAUGACUGCCUGUCUGUCUUUUCCAUGUCAGGCCCACAGGGGAGCAUGAAGGGCGAAGCAGUGUUCCCAUACAGGAAAGGACCCCCUCCUCUUCCCCCUCGCAUGUCCAAGCCAAUGAUCUCUGUGACCGCUCAGAGCAGCACUGAGUCCACUCAGGACGCUUACUUCCAGAGUACAGGACAGCCCGCACUGGUCCGGCCCAGACAGCAGAGCAACUCAGUGGACCUGACUGAGAGCAGUGGGGGCCGUAGCUCCAGAGGUGGGCACUAUCUUGGCGGGGGCACUGUGCGUGUCAGGCAGAGUAGCAACUCCGUAGAGAGUCUGAACGGCAGGGCCCUUCAGAGCAUCGCCUACUCGGGUGGACCUGGUCCACUGAAACCGAAACACAGCAGCUCAGCUGAUAACCUUCUAGAGGGGCCCAGGGGAUCUAGGGACCGAGCUGGAGGCAGUCUGGGAAAAUCAGCCUCUCUGCCCCAGAACAGUAUGUCCCUUGCUAAAGCUCUGACUGGAGGAGAGGAGUUCAAACAGGAAGGACGAGGAAGGAAGUGGAGACCCUCUAUUGCAGUGCAGGUGGACAGCUCAGAGACAUUGUCUGACUCAGACCCAGAAGGCAAAGCGCUGAGAGAGGUGCACUCCAUAGGGGUUCAGGUGGAGGAUGACAAAAGACGAGCCCGUUUUAAACGCUCCAACAGUGUGACAGCGAGUGUCCAGGCUGAUCUUGAGACAGAGGGUUUUGGAGGGCUGACAGUCCCCACACAAGACAAGGGCCUGCAGUUUGGCUGCUCAUUCCAGCGGCACUCAUCUGAACCAGAAUCAGCCGGUCAGUUUACAGAGUAUCGCACAGUGCAUACACAGGGCCAGUGGGCCUACCGUGAGGAUUACCAUAGUGGUUACACCAACGAGCCUGGCCCUCCAGAACUCAGGGCCUUGCACCGCUCCCACUCCCCUCUGCCCCUGGCCCCUGAGCGUGGAGUGGUAGGCUGGAGCGAGGGCCCAAGGAGCCUCCCUGAUUCAGGCCGAGCCUCGCCCUGCUUACGAGAUGGAGAGUUCUUCCUUCGGCUCCUUCAUACAGAAGUGGAGAGGAUGGAGGGAUGGUGCCAGAACAUGGAAAGAGAAGCAGAGACGAAUGAACUGCCAGAAGAGGUGUUGGAGCUCAUCAGAGGAGCUGUCGGCAGUGCUCAGAUGCUCAUGUCACAAAGAGUCCAGCAGUUCUUCAGGAUGUGCCAACAGAGUGUGGAUCCUUCAUCAUAUCCUCAGCCCAGCACUCAGGAUCUGGCCAGUUAUUGGGACCUCCUCCAGCUAGCCAUCGAGGACAUCAGGGUGAAGUUUCAGGACCUCCAGCGGCUGAAGGACUCGGGCUGGAGAUUACCUCCUGAGAAGAAGGAGGACAAGAAGGUUCCACCACCAUUACCAAAGAAGCCAGCCGGUGGCGUGACGGGCAGCUUGCGUGCUGACAGCACAACCGAGGCCGGAGGCAUGCUUGUGGUCUCACGAGGACGCAGCGUUCCCGAACGGGAGAAAUCGCUGGAUGUGGGCGACCGGCAAAAGCUGGAGACACGGCGCAGGCUGCUCCAGACCAAACGCUCAGCCUCUUUCCGUCAGAAUUCUGCCACGGAGAGCGCUGACAGCAUCGAGAUCUACAUCACAGAGGCUCAGACGAGACUCUGAGUCACUCGGACCCCCUUAAACAACUACUAUGGCUCUUCUCCGGCCCUCUGCACAGACGUCCAUGUUACAAAGCAGCCAGAGAGCGAGUGCAAUUACUCACUUUAGUGUGAUGGAGAAUUUGAGGUGGCUUACUAGUAUGCUGCUGGUGUUUUGAUGUGAGCGUACACAUUUUAUUUUCAAGUGUUAUUUAUUCUCAGAAAAAAAGGGCUCAACCAGCACAACCAAGUGUUCCAAGAUUGAGACUUGUGCAAGUACACAAAAUAUAUAAAAAUGUUAGGACUGUUUUAAUGAACCACGCCAACACAUACGGGUGCAAUAUCAUAUAUAAAGAGGAUCUUAUCUUGUUAUUUUAAAUAAUAGACCUUGUUUUGAUAUAUUCUAGGCUGUGUAUGUUUCUUAACUGAUCCCACAGUGUGGCGGACGUAGCCCCUUUCACUGUGACACAAGCGCACUCUUGUGGUCAGAGUAGAGCAAUGCACCCUGAUGUAAAUUUGGGCCUGAAACUGAAUGUCUUAGCAGUGCAGUAAUAAAACUCCUGAAAGCAACUUUUGCAGUAUAGAUAAAUGCCUUUUUGAAGCCAGUUAUCAAAUUACCACAGGGAAUUAUCUCCCGUAUAGUGCAAUAUCACUUUGCAUUUGCAUUCAGGCUUCUCUCAUCAGCCCAGUGUGAAGACAAAUGUCUUUAAAAAAAUCUGAGAGGUAAAAAAAAAAAACACAACAGAAACACUCAAGCUCUGAGGCACCAGCCACGCUUCCUGAAAUAGGACAGUCUACAUCAUAAGACUCUUCAGAAACAGGGGUGCAGAAGACAAUCUUAAAUUUUACACGUGACCUGCACACUGAAAAAUGAUCAUUCAGAGAGUAGGGGAAGCAUCUUGUUCAUUUCACCCCUCCCCCUUUUAACGGAUGAAAACCCUCUAACAUGAAAUCAAUGUCAUGUGCCUGAGUGUUUUAUUUAUUGCGGUUGUUUAUGGCCCCUCUUUUUUCUUUCUUUCUUUCUUUCUUUUCUUUUUUUGCAGAAAUUAAGAAAUUAAUGAAUUCUUCUGGUCCUAGUUAUAUUUUCUCUCUUAAAUAUAUUAUGUUACUUCUUUGAAUUUAUCUGAGGUGCAAAAUAAUAUGUGACCAUGGACCACAAAACCAGUCUUAAGUGUCAAUUUGUUAAGAGACUGAAUAAAAAAGCUUUCCAUUGAUGUAUGGUUUAUUAGGAUUGGGUAAUAUUUGUCCGUGAUAGUACAACUAUUUGAAAAUCAGGAAUCUGAGGGUGCAUAAAAAUCUAAAUACUGAAAAAUCUGGCUUUUGUAGUUGUCUAAAUGAAUUCUUACCAAUGCAUAUUACUAAUCAAAAAUUAAGUUUUGAUAUAUUUACGGUAGGAAAUGUACUAAAUAUUUUCAUGGAACAUGACCUUUAUUUAAAUUCUAAAGAUUUUUGGCAUAAAAGAAAAAUCUAUAAUUUUGUCCCAUACAAUGUUUUAUUUUUGGCUAUUGCUAAAAAUAUACCCCAGCAACUUAAGACUGGUUUUGUGGUCCAGGGUCACAUAUACUUCAGAUCCUUUUAUAGAACAAAAUAAUCUGUGUCCACUUCACACCAAAAGUUAAUUUGUGGAUUAUUAAAAAAAAAGAAAAUUGCUGUGUUAGUUUAUGUGGUGAAGUUUUGUGCGUUCAUUAUGUGUUGAUUAUGUGUGCAUUCAACUUCUCAAAUGGGUAAAAGCAAACUGGAAACAAGAUCACACAGUAAUUCUUGCAAAUUCCAUUGAUUACUUUCCUUUUUUUUAUGAAAAAAUGUUGAUUGCAUGAACGAUCUGAACUUUUUUUUUUAUUUAACUAUGGACAAGGUAAUGGAAUAAUGGAACUAUUUUAUUUGGGAGAUGUAUAUUUUAUAAAGUAAAUUUUUAGAUUAGCAGAUAAAAAUAUGUUGUCAAAAGUGAUGUUAAAAUAUGUUAUAAAAGUGUCUACGAAUUUACAAAGUAGGGAUGUGACAGCUCUGUGGACUUUAAAGAAGUGGGCGAAUCACCGCUACAAACUUCAGCAGAAACGUGUUGUUUUCCUCUUAUUUCUUUUGUCAACGUCGAAACAGACUGGCUAAAGACUUUUGACAAAAGCAGAAUAGAUGCUUGACAGCUACUUGCCAUGUUGUCCAUGGGCAAAAAAUAUAAUCUGUUUUCUAUGUCUUGACUAUUUACACGUGCCUAACAGCACUAUGUGUGGCUUUUUUUUUUUUUUUAAUCUAACUAUUCAGUAUUAUAUUCAAUACGAAAUAUAUAACUCACAGAAUAUGUAUUGCUCUGAUAAUUAGAUUUGUUACACCUGAUCCAGCUAAUAACCACCUCACACUGGAUGUUUAUAUGUAACCUGCAUGCUUUUAUUAAUCCAUGAAAAUACUGAACAAACUCUAUCGAAACUGUAGCUCUUUAUUGUAGUCUGGAAAAAGGGCAGGGGUAUUUAUCAAAUUAUUUAUAAUAACUACACCUACAUUUCUGUAUCUAAACUUGUUUGACUUUUUUUUUUUUAUCAAUUAAUUCCAACAUUUUUUAAGACAUUUGUAC
Carassius gibelio (silver crucian carp) is the source of this 5993-nucleotide messenger RNA. Its product is annotated as disks large-associated protein 3-like. The record is from RefSeq and is a predicted model, not a curated record. Gene Ontology annotation, molecular function: molecular adaptor activity. The transcript has 12 exons. NCBI's taxonomy places the organism in Eukaryota, Metazoa, Chordata, Actinopteri, Cypriniformes, Cyprinidae. Gene Ontology annotation, biological process: signaling. Gene Ontology annotation, cellular component: glutamatergic synapse; postsynaptic specialization. Bases 288 to 3452 code for a protein of 1054 amino acids.